This is a messenger RNA of Penicillium waksmanii, 822 nucleotides long. Its product is annotated as enoyl-CoA hydratase/isomerase family protein. The transcript is spliced from 2 exons. Gene Ontology annotation, molecular function: delta(3)-delta(2)-enoyl-CoA isomerase activity; enoyl-CoA hydratase activity. Gene Ontology annotation, biological process: fatty acid beta-oxidation. The record is from RefSeq and is a predicted model, not a curated record. Bases 1 to 822 code for a protein of 273 amino acids. Gene Ontology annotation, cellular component: peroxisome. Lineage: Eukaryota; Fungi; Ascomycota; Eurotiomycetes; Eurotiales; Aspergillaceae.
AUGGCCGCUCUCUUCACGGUCCCGAUCGCCUCGACCGGCGGCUCCAUCGUCUGCACCAACCCCACAGGGCAGGGCCAAGACAAGCAGAAUGUCUACCUGCUCACAUUCAUUUCGCCAAAGGACAAUCGGCUGACACCGUCAUUCAUUGAUGCGAUGAUUCUCGCUCUUGACAUCAUCGAACAUCGCUAUCCGAAGGGUGUUGUAAUCACGACCAGCGGUAUUACCAAGUUCUACAGCAAUGGGCUGGACCUGGACGUUGUGGCGAGCACCGAGGGCUUCCUGGACAAGUGGCUAUGGCAGUUGUUCCGACGAUUGUUGACCUUCCCAAUGCCGACCGUCUGUCUGCUCAAUGGGCAUGCAUUCGCAGGCGGCUUCAUGCUUGCCAUGUACCAUGAUUAUCGCGUUCAGAAUCCUGAGAAGGGAUUCCUCUGCGUCAAUGAGCUUGAGUUUGGUGUCCCACUCCAAACCCCCAUGAUGAGCAUUUUCCGUGAGAAGCUGGUUCCCACGACGUUCCGGAAUGUGGUUCUCGAGGCGCGUCGAUUUGGCGGCAAGGAUUCCCUGCAAGCGGGAAUUGUCGACGCACUGGGUGGACUUGAUGAGACUCUUGCCUUGAUUCGCGAUCGGAAGAUCUUGAACAAAGCUGAUACAGGUAUCUAUGGUGUCAUGAAGGAGGAGAUGUACUCACGUGUGUUGAACGGUAUCGAUGAUCAUAAUGGAAACCUUGCCUGGCGUGAUAGGGUGGAAGAAAAGAAGGGAGACCUGCUGCAAAAGAGUUCGCGGGCUGUUGAGGAGUGGGAGAAGAACAGCAAGGCCAAGCUCUGA